Molecule: messenger RNA, 3859 nt
Organism: Chenopodium quinoa (quinoa)
Lineage: Eukaryota; Viridiplantae; Streptophyta; Magnoliopsida; Caryophyllales; Amaranthaceae
Product: SUPPRESSOR OF ABI3-5-like
Exons: 17
Coding region: 498-3548 (1016 amino acids)
Biological process (GO): mRNA splicing, via spliceosome
Cellular component (GO): nucleus
Molecular function (GO): RNA binding
Source: RefSeq, a predicted model, not a curated record
CGUGCGAGUCAGGGUGGGGCGUGCGCAACCCAGCCCGUUGGCCACCUCAGUAUAACCAUUGAUACCACUGUAUUUAGAUCCGUAAAUGCUUAUCAGCGUGUCAUUAAUCUACAAUAAUAUCUUCUUGUUUAAAAAAAAAUAAAAAAAAAUAAAAAAAUUCUAACAAUCUUCCUAACUUGUUCCUAGUUCCUACGUUUAACGUUUCCAUAUUUUUUUCUGGAGUUUUUCACUUUUAUACGCUACAUCCCCUUUCUCUCUCUCUCCAUUCCACCGCGUACUCUGAAUUCUCCAUUGAAGCAGUUUCUGAGCCUUUUUCUCCUCCAUUGUAGCAGCUUCUGAGGAUUCCGCUGGAGGGACGGCCGUGUCAUGACAAUUGGUUCUUGGUUCAUCAUGGGCAUAACAGUGUGUUUGUGCAUCCAUUACAGGAAAGUUUUGCAAAUAUCCUGAUCCUCAUGCCAAGAGCCUUGCAGGGUUAACUUCAGCAAGUGACACAAGAAAUGGAUGGUCGCUAUGGUCUUCAGCAUGGAUGGGAAAAUAACAGCGCAUUGGAGGCAUAUGGUGCUGUCCAUGAGCCAAAUUAUCGUGGUUAUGAUGACAGGAGAUUUUUAGAUGAAAGGUACCCCAGGGAAAGUGCAUUCUCUAGGAGUGCAUUCCAUCGAGAUGUUGAGAGAGAGAAUUAUGCGGCCCCUCCACCAGUUGGCCUAUGGCUUCAAGCAAGACGUAGAGGUUAUGAAGAAGAGUAUCCCCUUGAAAGGGAACCUAGAAGAAAUGACAAGCCAUACCUUGAGCCAUAUCAUGAGGUGGAACAUUUUCGUGAUGGUCACAGGGCUGGAAGAUUUGGAAUGCGUGAGCGUGAUGAUUAUGCUUUUGAUGAUCAUGAUUUUAGGCAUCGUAGAGACGACAGUCGUGAGAGGGAUUAUGAUUAUGGCAGGCAUAGUCAUGAUUCUGAUUAUGAUAGAAGUAGAAGGGAUGAAAGUUGGAGACGGCGUGGUUCACGUGAUAGGGAACGUGAUAGGAGGGAUUUGAGCCAUGAAAGGGAUUUAAGCCCUUAUAAAAGGGAAUCACGCUCUCGAUCACGGUCUCAUGGUCGCGAUGAUCGAUCCAAAUCAAGAUCUCCCCGAGGUCGUAGUCGUGGACGUAGCCGUGGUCGCAGUCAUCAUGAUGAUAGUUAUGACGAUCGAUAUGAUAGGAUGGAGAGACGAAGAGAUCGUGAUGAAAAACGACAAGAGAUGCCUUCUGCUACUGUGGUCGUAAAGGGUCUCUCACAGAAGACCACUGAAGAAGAUCUAUAUCAAAUUCUUGCUGAAUGGGGGCCUCUUCGCCAUGUUCGAGUCAUCAAGGAGCGGAAUUCUGGCAUUUCCCGUGGAUUUGCUUUUAUCGAUUUUCCAUCAGUGGAUGCAGCACAGGCAAUGAUGGAUAAGGUAGGAUUAGAAGGCCUUGUGUUAGAUGGAAGGAAGCUUCUGUUUGAGUAUAGUAGCAAGCCAACUGGAAGUUCAGGAGGGGCACCUUAUGGACAAGAUGGUCUGAGGUCCUCUCAUGCCAGCCAUAGAAGUACCAUACCCUCUGAUUGGAUGUGCACAAUCUGCGGGUGUGUCAAUUUUGCUCGUCGAGUCUCAUGCUUUCAGUGUAAUGAGAGCCGAACUGAUGAUGCUCCACCAGCUGACAUGUCAUCUUCAACUCCUGCACAAUUGGGUAGAAAGGGAGCUGAGGCAGGGCCUACUCAUGUUUUGGUUGUACGUGGAUUGGAUGAGAAUGCUGAUGAGGAAAUGCUUCGAUAUGAGUUUUCUAAACAUGCUCCAAUCAAGGAUCUUCGUCUUGUUAGAGACAAAUUUACCCAUGUCUCAAGAGGAUUUGCAUUUGUUCACUUCUAUUCAGUUGAGGAUGCCACUAAAGCCCUUGAGGCAACAAAUGGAACAAACCUAGAGAGAAAUGGUCAGAUUCUACGUGUGGCAUAUGCAAAAAGUAUACUUGGUCCUGGUUUAGGUUCCUCAGCGCAUUCACAAUCAAGUACUCUUGCUGCUGCUGCAAUUGAGGCAGCAACAUUUGCUCAGCAGUAUGAUGCCGUCGGUUGGGCACCCAAGGAAUAUAAUCCAGAUGACAGGCAACCAGUUGGCAUCCAGGAGCAAGGCACAGAGGUUGCUGGUCGAAAAGAAGGUUCUGCUCCUCAAGCUGGCUUUGUGUGGGAUGAGGCUUCAGGAUACUAUUAUGAUGUUUCCUCUGGCUUCUACUAUGAUUCUAAUACAGGUCUAUACUAUGAUGGCAACAGUGGGGUAUGGUAUUCGUAUGACCACCAAACCCAGCAAUAUGUCCCUUGCGUUGAUCAAAAUGCUAACAAGACAUCAGAGAAAGAAUCAGAAACUCCUAAGGCAGAAAACACCACUACUAGAAAAGUGGUGAUCUCUGCUCCUGCAGCUACAGUAAAGUUGAGCGAGAAACCUGCUUCUCUACCUGAUGCUGUUCAGGCAGCUGCCUCCGCUGCAUUAGCUGCUGAAAAGAAAGAGAAAGAGAAGUUAAAAGAAAUAAAACUUGCUUCCAAGAGCAGCAUUGUAGCUAACAAAAAGAAAAUGAAUCAUGUUUUGUCAAUGUGGAAGCAGAGGAGUCAUGAAGGUCAAACACCCCGCAUAGCACUGGAUGAUAGUCAAUCUAACGUAGCUGAGGACCGUCAAAACUCCAUUUCCAUGUCCUUGAAGACAAAAGCAAUGGGUUUGAAGGAGAAUGUGAAUGCUUGUCCUGGUUUUCUCUCAGAUACUUCAGCUGCUCAGGCUACAGUCUCAGAGUCUGAUGUUAAGCCUCGUCCUGUGAGCAACAGCUCUGGAGGCACCUUAAUGGGAGUGAUUAGAUCUGGAAAAGGGGUUAUCAAAUCUGAUACUGUUUAUCCAGGAAUGACUAGUCUCUCCACUCCAUCAUCAUCGUCUGGAUCGGUUGCCGUGGCUGCAACACAUUCUGAUACACAGAUAGGGUCGACCUCGUUUAGAACUGAUAUCUCUGCCCUUGGCAACUAUACACCACCUGCAGCUUCCGCAAGUGGAAGGAGGAAGUUUUCUGAGACACCUUUGCAGUCUAUAUCUGCCCAGAGAGAGCUGCAUCAGACAGCAUACCGAGACCGUGCUGCUGAGAGACGGAGGAUGUAUGGAUCAUCAGCUUCUUAUGUUGACGAUGAUCCGGAGUUGGGAGAUCCAGAUCAAGAUGUGGGGUUCAGAAAGGGUGCAUCAGAUUUUAGUUCCAUGCCGUUUCCACCUGGUGUUGGUGGCCGUGGGACUGCUGACAACAAUGUACAGAAUUAUGAUGUGAUUCCAUCUGACAAAGCCAUUGAUGAAAGCAAUGUUGGUAAUAGGAUGCUUCGCAACAUGGGCUGGACAGAGGGAUUGGGCCUAGGGAAGGAUGGUAGUGGGAUGGUGGCGCCUGUUCAGGCAGAGUCAUUUGACAACAGGGCAGGUUUGGGAAGUCAGCAGAAAAAGGUAGACCCAGGCCUAGAAGUGCACCCAGGAGAUAGCUACAAAACUUUAAUCCAAAAGAAAGCGCUGCAAAGAUUUCGUGAGAUGUCUUGAAUGCAAAUCCUGGAAGAAGUUGAGGAAGCAUGCAAAUUUGAUGCUUGGAUAUGGAAGGGCAAAUUCUAUUUAAUCAUGGAGCACGAGUUGCUCUCGUCCGGUGACUUUCAUGCAUUUUUUUUCGAGGGUUGUCAUCAUUUGGCUCUUUGUAUAGAACUACAAACUUUUAUUAUUAUGGGAAUCUGUUUUAAUAUUGAUUUACUAGAGGAAGUGUCAAGUGGCUUUGUUCUUUGGUUUUAGUCUUGAGGAUUUAGAUAUUCAUAAGAAUUUUCCCCUUUUUAUUAAAGAAAGCAAAAAAUUUAGCUGUUUAA